AUAUAAGCAAGGUUUGGACAAAAAGCAAUAGAACUCGUGUCUGCCGAACUCUUUUUCCGAACGGUUUUUUUUUCUGGUUCCGCCGCACUGGCGCGCAGCGCGCAGAACCGCUGCUCUUUUCACACCACCUCAACAAAGUGUGUUGCACCCCAGCACAACACGCCCGAUUUCACCACCCCAACUUUGGAGCCCCGGUCAAACGCCUUCCCGUCUGCUGGCGGGACAUGUCUGCUGCUGGGAGUGCCUCCCAGGGGCUCAAACGCAAGAAUUUCAACGUUUCGGAGAGAGAAGAGGUGGUACGCUACCUUCUCGCCGACAGCGAAGACGGGGUUCGGCAGCAUGGUUCGUACCACAGAGCCGCGGAGAAGUACGGGUGCCAUUGGGAGACCAUAAAGAGGAUUUGGCAGAAGCACGAGAAGCGGGAGGAAUCUGGAGAUCCUAGUUUGUACAUUGGGAACGACCGCAAGGGCCAUUCCGGCUGCAAGGGCAUCGAUAUUGAGAACCUACGUGCCCGCCUCCUUGAGAUUCCGCUGAACGAACGCACGACACAGCGCCGCCUGGCCGCGGCGCUCGGGAUUCCCAAAUCCACACUGCACAACAACCUCAAGGCGCUUGGAUUGAGAGCGCAUUCCAACGCGCUCAAGCCGCAGUACCCCGUAUCCGACGAGGCGUGGCUGAAAGGGACGGCGGCACUCGCGGCGCUGGAGGGGCAAGGGGGGGCCGCAGGAGGGCGCGGGGGGGCUGCAGGAGGGCGAGGGGGGGCUGCAGGAGGGCGAGGGGGGGCUGCAGGAGGGCGAGGGGGGGCUGCAGGAGGGCGAGGGGGGGCUGCAGGAGGGCGAGGGGGGGCUGCA
Molecule: messenger RNA, 851 nt
Organism: Ectocarpus sp. CCAP 1310/34
Lineage: Eukaryota; Phaeophyceae; Ectocarpales; Ectocarpaceae
Source: the annotation of a GenBank genome assembly